Molecule: messenger RNA, 2571 nt
Organism: Triticum turgidum subsp. durum (durum wheat)
Lineage: Eukaryota; Viridiplantae; Streptophyta; Magnoliopsida; Poales; Poaceae
Source: the annotation of a GenBank genome assembly
AUGGUUAAUGAUACCUGCAUGAUGUUGAAGAAUGAGGUCCAUCUUGAUGUAAGAGGAGUGUACCGAUAUGCAAGAGAUUUGUGGGGCUGCCAUGUUAUCCGCAUCGACACACUUGUAUUACUCAAUGCAUUUGCCUACGUAUUCCUCGCCACUUUUGGGCCCCAGCGCCGCCGCUCCAAAAACUGGUUCAUCCAAAAAGGUACCUUGGUCGCAAACACUCUGUCCUUCUUACUGGGAACAUACACCCUUGGUUCAAUGCAAUCUUCCAAGGUGAAGAGCGGCAUGUACCCCGUUUGGGCCGCAACUCUCUUCAUCCUUCACGUCUGUACCAACACAGCUUAUAGUCUUGAUGACAAUAAACACGUAACGAGGGUCCUGUACCGGUUGGUGUUCUACAAUGUAUAUGGGGGAUUGCUUUUGAUGACUGCAAUUGGAAAUGGAAGUUCUGCCCCCCUUGUUAUUAUUUUAUAUGCUGUUGGUCAAUAUAAAUUCAAGUAUAUACAAGCACCAUGUGUGCUGGCAAGCUGUUCAUGGAACCUGAAUAAAAUGGUUGCUGAUUACAUGUAUGACGAGCACACCAAGGGUGAAUUUGUUCCAACCACCAUGAAAGGUUGCCAUUACCUGGUUGACUGGCCCCUCGACAACUCCAAGUUGGGUGCUCCAUCGUAUGCAUCACGAUUUACAUCGGAUGGCAAUGAAGUCAUUGACAUAGAGAAGAUAUGGCUUUGUGAUGACAUUUCAGAAGAGAAUGAGCUAAAGGAUACAUGUCUUUCCUUCUCUCUUUUUCUUCUGCUGAGAAGGCGCUACUUUGGGUUUGCCUGUGGCGAAUCGAAAGAAAGGGCACAUGAUUUUGUCUUCAAGGGGCUGCUACGGGAGAAUGAGGAAGGUACCACAGACUGCAACCGGGCUUUUAGGCUGAUUGAGGUUGAGUUAGCAUUUAUGUAUGAUUUCUUUUUCACCACAUCUGCCGCCAUUUAUUAUGGAUCAAGGGCUGCAACAGUUGCAGCAUUGCUUUCAGUUUUCUUCCUCUCUCUUACAAUACUUUCGAUAGUCAGCUUGCAUCCAUCACCCAUACAUGAAGGUGACAUGGCGAUCAGCUUAUUCAUACUUGCAUCUGCUGCUUUGCUUGAAUUGCUUCAACUGCUACUUUACUGGACUAGCAUUUGGAGCAGAGUAUCCUUUGUCUGUCAGUAUCUCAGAGAACAAGCACGAUUGAACACAAGGGGAAGCUGCUGCUCCUGCUCCUCCUGGUGCCGCUGCCGCUGCGUGCUGCUAAGAUUGAAAGGGCUUCUUGCCAAAAUUGGUGUGCAUUGGACACCAAACAAACACUAUUGGCAGCACAAGCUUGGGCAGUACCCCUUACUUGAUUACCGUCCUAUGUUAUGUGACAAGUUCAAGGAUUAUUUGGGUAGAUUCACAAUAUCUUCAGAUCCCACACAUGCAUCGCCUAUCCUCCAUCCAAUAGACUAUCACACACGGAGGGUUCGUCAAAAACGUGGGAAAUCUACAGAGAUAACUGCAGAAGUACAGAAGGCACUUAUUUACUCCCUCAAACGUUCCAAUGGUGAACUAACGAAUGGAAAAUCAUCACUAGUGUCCAAUGGAGCAGGACACCUUUUAUGGGCUUGUGAACGGGCCGUGCACUCAGAAUCAGACACAAGCUGCAUUAUUCUGACUUGGCACAUUGCGACAUGGUACUGCGAGAGGGGAACUCUUGGAUGCAGCCCUUGCCCAGACGAGGAAACAGAACUCAAGGUCCAUCUUGGUGUUGCCACAAAACUGUCGAAAUACUGUGCAUACCUGCUGGUCUCUGCACCAAAACUUCUUCCAGGGCACGAAUAUGAUACGAGCUGUGUGUUUGACGAAGUUGCAGAGGAAGCUAGGAAAUUGCUGUCAUAUGUGAAUGUGAGGGAUAAGUAUCAAGCACUGAAGAACUACGGACUAGAAGAAUCAGAGGCUACCAUCUUCCAGAGUGGCGCUAAAUUGGGAAAGCAGCUAGAGGAGAUAGAAGAUGUUACCAGGCGUUGGAAGGUGCUAGCUGAUUUCUGGUCUGAGAUGCUGCUCUACAUCGCGCCAUCAGAUAAUGUCGACGAGCACAUCGAGCAGCUCACACGGGGCGGCGAGUUCAUCACCCACCUGUGGGCUCUGCUCUCACAUGCUGGCAUUCUACAGAGGGGUCAACCUAAUCUUAGCAAUAUACGUGCAGAAAAUAGUGAGGGUAGUUCUGCGAGACACCAAGAAAGUGAGCAAAAUUCAGCAAAUCUUGAAGAAAAUACUCAGGAUAAUUCUGCGAGAGCGAGACACCAAGAAGUUGUGCAAGAUUCAGUAGAUCCUGAAGAAGCUACUCCACUUGCUGAUCAUCCGGUGCAAAUUCACGACAAUCUGUUAUCGACUCGUCUUACCCUCCAAGUUCAUUCACAAGGUGUUGGGGCCAGACCGCUACAAAUACCUGAGCAAGAUAUAUCUACAGAAAAUGAAUGCCAUAUUGAUGUUCCUGAAGCUCCAAGCACCAUGCAGCAAGCUCUCCCUGAACAAAUAACUCGUCAAAGGGCCGUCGGAUCAGCUCAGUGA